GGGAGCAAAAAGAAUCGUAAAGAAGAUCCGAUAUUAUCAAAAUAUAUUUAUAAAUCCCAAAACAGGAAGAGUGGAGAGUGUGUAUCACAAAAUUUGUACAAAAUAGAGAGGCGGGCAAAAUAGAGGGAAAAAGGGGGGGAGCGGUGGGGACCAAGCUCUUAUGUAGGCCAGUCCAUUCCGGCGCAAAGCUUGCUCAUCUCCUAACAAGCUGCAACAAGCUGCAGCCAUAGCAGCUCGCCAUUGUUUGCCUCCCCCAUAUCGGAUAUGAGACUUGCGGGUUUCAAAGCGUGGGCUGUGGCCCUGUGGGGAACUUCCAAGGUUGCGGCGGGGCGCCAAAACGAAGAGACCUGGGCAUUUAACGACGACCGCUGACGGCGCUGAGAGCUCGUAAACCGGAGUGCUAAAAGUGAAGAACAACGCGCCUUUUCGGACGAUAGUAGACGCUAGACUGAGUUCGCGAUGGGACGAGAAAUUUCUCAGAAUUCCAGUAGCUGGAGAGAAGGAGUUGAACCGCCAAUCGCCAGGUCAAGGGGGGACCCAACCCCACACUGAACCGCCGAAGAGCCCGCCUCUCCAUUGUGCAGGGUCCUUGUUGCCGAAGUUCUGCUCCGGCGAGAAACGGAGGCGUUCUCAUGAUCUUAAAAGUUGGAAGGCUCAAGCAACGAACAACAAAUCGCUGACUCUCACAUGAAUAAAACGCAAACGUGCGACCUUCUGUUUAAAGGAAGGGUGUUCAGCCCAUGCACAAUAUAUGAUGAUUAUUAUUAUUGCCAUGCUGGAUGCGGAUUAUGAAGCUCUAUGCAAUGAGACAAAAUUUCAUCCGGGUGUUUGGGUGCGAAUGCCGAGAGCCGGGCCUGUACCUGAAAUAUUUUUUUUGCCCUUUGAAUGCAUAGUACCGAGAUGUAAGUUAGUUGUUAUCUCUCAACAUACGCUGUAAGCAUAAAAACUGCCGCUGUUCAUAUUUGGAUCAUUAUUAUUGAUUUUGUGAGCCUGUUCGCCAUCUAAUAAACUUGCGGAAAAAAUCAAUAAUUCUAAAUGUUUGCAAGAGGGUCCAAGGGCGCAGGAAUUUGCCAAGCUGGUGAAAUUACCUCGGGCUGCGGCCGAUUGUUCUCCAGGAGGACGGUUGGUGGAUGGUGUUCGGUACCUAGGUACCUUGAUACCCCAAACAUGUAAGGAGAAUUAAGUUUUGUGUGGGCCACUGGAAUAAUUUUGCGUGCUGGUUUUCAGGCUGCUUCGUGGAUUACUGAUGAUUUGCCCUGGAAGCACCUCUUGAGACUCGCUAAUUCAGGUCAUGAUGCCUUGUGCUCUAGAAGCUUCAAUGUAAUAAGUACUGAGCAGUUUCUCAUAUGGUCUACUAAUUGCCCGAUCUUGGAAGUUCGCGGAAAGUUGAGAUCAUGGGGUAGCCAGAAUUUGAUUAUUUAUGGCCAAAGUAGUUUUUGCUUUCGGAGUUUUGCGUUUGUUCGGGCUUGCGCGGUCAGGUGGCCAAACUGUGGGACAAAACAGGUUGUUUCGUCCAACCUUGGCUCAGGAAAUCCUUGUUGUUGGACUCUCGAGUUGGGUUUUCGAGAUCGAGAUGCCUGCAAUGACCACACAAAAGUCCGGGGUCGGACGCUUAACUAGUUACUUCCUUUCAGCCCUAGAUUUUAACCAUUUGCCUGAAGGCUGAGACUGAGAAAACGAAGCGGCCAGCUUCGGGGUUCCCCAAUAUUCUGCGUCGGGCAUUCCUUUAUCGGCGGUCAUCCUCUCAAGCCAAUGUGGCACCCAUUCGGGCAAGUCUUCUGGGUUGUUCAUCUAGGCUAGGAAAACCUAAGCCAUCGUUAGCUACCGAAGAAGUUUUGGCUAGCCUGCUUUGGAGAUCCAUUGCUUCCCAUGCGACUGGCCAGCUCAAACCCUUCAAUUACGAGGGGUGAUACUGAUUAGUAAAGCGGGGGAGGGGCAGGAUUUUCAAUGAUAAGAGGAGCAUGGUCAGACUUGCAGAUUCGUUGGUAGCCGUCACUCCCUAUGCAAUGAAAGGAAAUAGUUAUUUAUAUCAGUUGGAUGCUAGAAUCCUGUUGUUUUGUUCGACGACGUACGUUGGUAACCUCGAAAUCCCCGUGAUCUGGCAUGCCCUAAUCGUCCGCGGUUAGUCCCGUAUGCUGGACUUGAUGGCCUUGUCUUCAACCUCAUCGGAAGACGACUCUCAAACUGUUGAAUUUGUGCUGUAGAGUUCGUGGGAUUUCCAAUGGUUCCGCCUCUCCUUUGCCCUGCCUCUAGCGCCUCCCGCCACGCGAUUGUUCCUUCUGGAACACUUAUUAGUUAAUGGAGCAACGAGCCAGGUAGCUCACUUUAUUCAUGGAGCUUGGGAUAGCUCCACAUUGCUUCGCCGCCGAAUACUUUCCGCCCCAAAGAUGGGGACGGGGACUUCAUUUUUUGUGCCCCAUUGUUAUCCCCCUUCUUGCUAUUUAUUUUAUUUUAUAUUUUUUAUUAUUUUAUUUUUAUUUUCAAAGACCUCGAAAAAAGGCUGUCAGUAUUCUCUUGGAUCUCCUUCCAUCGUUUUAAAAUUUAAGUUUACCAAUUCUGAUGAACACUGUAUAUACGCUUGGUACCUACCCGGAUGGUUCCCCGAUUCCACCAGGAGAUAAAAAGUUAAAAGUGGCUGCGGAAAGUCCUGCACUUUUCUGGUUGCUCUUCACUCAUGAUUGCUCAGGGGUGGGGUGAAUUCAACUUGGAGUUAUGACUCUAUCACACCAAGGAAGCACCUGAAGUCCUUGGUUCGUUAGAAUAUUUCUCUCGGAUUUUUUUUGGCGUCGAAAACCCCGUCUCGGAGAGCCACGUCCAAAUCGAAGAUGAGUCAAAUAAUUUCUGAGAAAGUAUCAGAAAGUGAUAAUUAGCCUUGACGUCAAUCUGAAGUUUUAGUCUGCCUGAACUCUGGCCAUCAAAAUCCCGGAGAGCAUUGCAAGCGUGCUUCGAAGUUUUCGGAAAUCUUCCGUUCAGGCCGUCUAACGGGCACGCUACCGCGAAAGACAACAGAGUUGUGCUGUCAGGUGAGCGACUUGUGUUCUUUUUUGCCUCUAUCGAGUCUACCAAACCAAAAAAAAACCUGUUUUGAAUAUAGCCCUAUCUAUUGGGCACGCCUGGACAAUGCGGGAUUGAAAUAACCAUCACCACCCCUGAGCGGACCCCGCGCGGCCUGACGGACUACCCGCCUGCUUGUUCUCCCUCUCCCUCGCAGAACGGCAUGCCGCUGAUCUAGACUCAUUGCUCAGCGCUCGCGCAGGUAAAUCCCAAGUGCUAAACAAACGAGCUUCCUCUCUUGGGAAUGUACACGAUUAGGACAUUUUUAGUUUAACUAACGAAAUGAUGACCAAUGCGUCAACAACCCUUACAUUACAUCACCUGUCUGCUAUUUUCUUUUUGUUCUUGGAAUGAGAGGGAUAAAAACCCACAGACUACGAGUAGAGCACACCAAUAUACUAAUACGAAUCCCGGGAGGGAUUCGCCGACAACUUUUGAUCAAGGCGGGAUAAGGCGAUAACUGCAGUCACAGUCAGUGAGUGAUAAAUAAAUAAUAAUAAAAUUUCUCAGAAUCGAAUCCUUGCGGGGAAGCCGGGGUUGGGUUGCGGAGACAGUCGGGAUAGCAGACUAGCUUGGCUGGGAAUAUCUCGGCCGAGGGCGCCCAGAAAGCAACCAUCCGAUAUCGGUUCGUUUGCCUCUAGGGUGAUAAUAAUAAUUAUUUUUUUCUCCUUGCGCUUCUUGCCGGGGCGUCCAUCAUGUGGGGCUUCCGCAAUCGUUUCCUUCCAUGCUGAUAUAAGACAGCAUAGCUAACUAACUAUACAAAAGGAUGUAGCCCGCCAGCUUUCAAUCUGUUACUUAGAUGUUGAUUCCCAGCACAAUUGCCGUGAUAAUUAACCAACGGCUUAGAUCAUGUUAUUUACACACAGUCCGGGGUCAUUUGUAACGGAUGUGACAUCGCAGACCACUAGCAUGCGACAUAUAUCUACAAUCUUCACAUACUACUUCGAGGAGCCAUCCUAGUUUACAACCUGAUGGAAGGGAGAGCCAAUAUCCUCAGUCAUCACGCGCUCCAUACAACCUCUGCCUCGUUCAAGUGGUGGUCCCAAAUUAGCGAGUAGAAAUCCGUUGUGCAGAUUUACGGGACAGAGAUGUUUACGUGCCAUGAAACUUAUACCACAGGGGGAACAGCAUAAAAAACUUUUUCAAUCUUGAAAUAGGGGUAUCAGUUACUAAUUGGUACCUUGAGCAGAACAGUAAUAUAACAAACACCCAGAGCUGGAGGGGGAGUUGCAACAAAGAUACCAACUUCUCUAGCCUGAUCCAUUUCCUCUAGAACAUCCUCCACACUUCGAAGAAGAAUAAGCCAUCUAUAGCAAAAUCUUCCUCCCAGCCUCCAGCUCACCUAUUUCCUUACGCAAUUGAGCGCGUUUCCGUCUCAAUUUGGGAUCUUCUCCAGCGAUUUCACUAAGUUGUUCUGCGGACAGGCUUUGGACAAAGGCUGGGGAGAAUUGCUUGAGGGGUGUCUGUCGACCAGCGAUGAGAUGGUAAUCUACCGCUUGCAUGCACACGCUGUCCACGAAGCGUUUCCGAGCUACUCUAUAGUACGAUUUCAAGAUAUCAUGGAGAUCGCGGACGGUAUGCUCGAGGUUACUCAUAUGGUUCUGAUGCACGAUAUCCUGGAGUCGGACGACUGUUCCGUGAGCACGGUCGCUAAUUGCAUGUUUUUGCAUCGCGGUCUCUAUCCGUUUCUGGCGGCUGCAAACAAUGUCAAGACCGCUGGUAUAUCUCAACAAGCGGAUCCAUCAGAAGGGACAGUAAACGUUCACGGACCGGCCGAUCUUUGCAAACCGAUUCCAGUACUUUUAGGAUAAACGAGUGGACUGCACAUAUCAUGUCGCUGACGUAACCGAGCGCAAGAAUUUCCCAGUUGACGGAUUGUUUCUUUACGAUCGGCGACAGAACUGACGGGUUAAAUGUGCCAAUUUCGAAACCACGGCUAUUGCGGAAUGUAUCUCUCAGCCAUGUCAAAAUGUGUGUUUGGAAAGCAUGCUGAACAGUUGUUGGGGGCGUAAGAAUGUCUUCAAGGCCCUCAGGGUCUUUUAUAGACCUACUCGUCGGACCCUGGUUUCCCUCUUCGCGAGCAUCUUCGCCUCCAGAUUCACAUUGAUCCCCAUCGAUCACCUCCCCGGAUUCAUCUUCUCCAUCCGCACUGGAAACAAAGGCAUAUCGAUGUCCCCAAUGCUCCAUGUCCUCAGAAAACCUGUCAUUUCUGUUCACCAAAAUAGUGGGAAGCUUUGUGGACGGCUCUCGAUCGAAUAUAUCAUUGCCACCGUAAUCGGAAGCCAAUGCGAGAAAUGAUAUGUGCUGAACCUUGGUGAUUAUGUCAAGAAGAUACUUUCGUUGGCUGUCUGUAGAGUCCCUCUCUGGGCCUAGGGACGCUAGCGCGUCUUUCUUGCGAGCAAGAGCUUUGCUGAUCUCGGACUUCACCUACUCGAAGUUAUAUCAGUAGUAGACCCUUUAUUUAGUUAUUUAGACUAGUGAAAACUGACAUGGGGAAAUUCCCGGCGGAUAUGCGAGGUAAGAAUCUCCUGGAGCCGCGUGCGCAACGAAUUGAUUCCAACUUUAUCCUCAUCAAUCGUGUUCCAGGGAGAUGUCGACCUGAAGAAACUUUCUUCAGCCUUGUCGCGAUCCUGUGUGCCGUCGUCGAGAUCCUGUUGGCCCUGAUUUCGUACUAAACUCCAUCCCAUCUUCCAACUCGAUUCCUUUUCCAACAGAUGAAUCACUUUUUUUUCGGCGCCCUUGUCAACAAGGUCUGGCUUCGUGAGUACACCGAUUGUUCGUUCCCCGUGAGCAUCGACCUCUUUUGCCAUCUCUAGAAUCUCCUGGGUUGCGAUAUCGACAUUUGCAGGCACGAUUACCAACAUCACACUUCGCGGGUUCUUCAUGUAUUCUUGCACCAUGUUUCUGACAAGUUGGAUAUCCUCUUUCGUAGUUAAGCCGGAUGUAGUAUUUUUGAAUAUACCUGGAACGUCGAUUAUGCUUAGGUGAUCUUCAUCGGGACCGCAGACCUCCAGCCUAAGAACAUCGGUUGAAAAUGUCUUACCAGAUGUGUCCAGUGAAUCGCUUAACCCCAUGACCCCGUUUACCUAUUAAUGUUAUCCAAUCAGUCGGCAAUAGUUCAGAGUGCACAUGGCAAAAGCGAACUCACUUUAGCCAUGAUGUUCGCGAAAGAAGGCCGGUUCAGUUCUGGAAGAUCGACAAUUCCCCAGGAACGGACAUGUUCGGCAUGUUCAAGGUUCGCAUCUGCACCAGGUAUAAUCGACACAGUAAUUCUCUUCUCCUCCGCCCUCCGAAAGGUGAUUUGAGUUGCGAAUCUUGUGCAGAGGCCACUGUCGCGAGGAAAUGGUAACUUUGUCAGGCCUUCAAGAACCGAGCUUUUACCAGACGAUUGAUCUCCAACGACAACUAGUUGAGGCAGAGCAAUAUGGCUCCCCACAUUACAAGCAAACAGUUUAUCAAUUUUGUCCAGCAGCGUAGGGUCGGAGAGCUUAUGGUAGGCGCCGGAUUCCGACUCCAUUCUGACGGAUAACAAAGUCCAAGGCUUCAGUCUCUGGAUACUAGAUUGAUGUAGCAGGCCUGGGGGAAAAGGUGGUAUAUAUAGACAAAUUCAUGUCUUCCAGAUCCCAUAGAGUCCAAUAAACUGGUCUAGAGGAAUUCCGGGCAAAGUCCACUGGAUGCUUCUGAGGAUCACCACAGCUGAGAAUGAAUAGCUGUUGAUAUUGAUGAUAAAGAAAUAUCUGUGAUCCUUCUUAUGCAGCAGCUGUAGCAUCCCAUUUAUUGGACUUUAUCAAAGGAAUCAUUUGCAUCUGUAACUUGGCCAUCUCACUGGAGGGAGGUGAAUUGUCAUGUACCAGCGGAAAUUGGCUGGGUCAUAAGAAAUGUCUAAAGGAGAUGCCAUCUGUUGACAUAACAGCUUCAGCCAUGCAGUAAUGCACUUUCAUGCUUCACUCAUUGAAGGCAAGCAACAAAAAGGAGUGCAAUUCAUUAGUGUAAAUUGCAAUUGCCCAGCAUCUAUUGCAGGGAUUGACCCAACUCUUUGGCAGUUUCAUUGUGCCCAUCUCCAUGGACAGCUCCAAACAGUCUGGUCCAAAGUUUAGACAGUACAUUUUUUAGCGAGCCAACAUAGUCAAAGACAGUCAUGACAGCAGAUAGAGCCUUUCUUGGUUGCAGGGUGGUGUCUGCAUGGAUGAAACAAAGAACAAAGAGAGGUAGGUAGGGUAGGUUGUGGUUGAUAUCUUUGGCGCCAACUAGCGCCAUAUCAACAGUCCGGGUGUCCACGAUCGGUAUUUCUGCUGCCUAGCCGCUAAUCUUGAGUUGUAUGCCACCUCGUACGGAGUUCACGCUCAGUUCGAAACAUCAACUAUCUAGACUGGGUAGAGAAGGUCUGUAUAGGAUGUUCUCUUCUCUCGAUAAUUACUGAAGCCUGGCCGAAUGGCUAAAAAUAUGUGGCUUUUCCUUGCAUGACUAUGACGUUUGUUUGCCCGACUGUCACGCAGAAUGAACACGAGCAUGAUAUUGAUUCCAUCUCAGGCAGCAAAAUUAACAGUAGGAUAUGGAAGAAUGCGGCGGCUAUAUAUACCAUCAUCUGUUCAGGGCAGCAUCUUCCCAAUGCGCCCGCUGAAUUUCGGGUCUCAACGAUAGUCUAUCCAGUGUAUUCAUCGCCUACUUCUCCAUUUCGCUAUCAAAAAUGAAAAUCGCCAUCAUCGGCGCAGGCAUUGGCGGAUGCGCCGCCUAUCUCUCCUUGAAGAAGCGCCUCCCAAAGCCCCCGUCCCCAUCUCAGGACCAUGAAUACACCAUCUAUGAAGCCUACGCUACCCCCCGGGACUUCGAAUCCCCCCAUCCGCUAGGAGAGACCCAUUCUGCCUCCCUCGUUGUGGGCGGAGGUCUUGGCGUGGGUCCCAACGGACUCAGGGUCCUCCAACGGCUGGAUGAAGAACUCUUCCACGACGUUGUACGGGCCGGGUAUCCCUAUGGCACCCUGAAGUUUAUGAACUCGUAUGGCUGGACGCUGAUGCGGAUGUCUACUCGUGGCGGUUCUGACCCGGAGAUUAAUUCCGUUUCCAUGAGCAGACAUGCGAUUUGGAAGACUCUACGGAGUCGCAUUCCGGAUGGCGUUCUUGUCAAUAAGCGUGUUACGGAGGUUGUGGCUAAUGCGGAUGGACGAAAUAUCAUCAAGUUUGCGGAUGGGAGUCCAGAUGUAGAGGUCGACCUUGUAAUCGGCGCGGAUGGCUUGAAAAGCGUGGCAAAGAAGGCACUGUUUCCCGCGGAAGGGCAGGAUCUGUACCCCCCACAUUAUCAAGGCAUAGUUGGUAUCGGUGGCUUCGUGCCCCUAGCCGACAUCAGCUCACACGUCGAAGCAGGCGCCAUGAAUAUUGUGUUUGGAGGGAACGGGUUCUUUGGCUACUCUCCCUCAGACACAGAUGCUGAAGUCCCUAACCGACACAUACCACAGGGAGUCUUGCCUCCUGGAAAGACCGUUAUGUGGUGGUCUAGCUAUGCCAUUGACGACUGUCCCAAUCCCGAAACCAUCAAUAAAGAAGCCGUAAAACAGGACCUGCAGAAACGACAUGGCGACUGGCGAAAUCCUGUAAUCCAGAAGAUCAUCAACAGCGUCGAAGUCGAAACAAUGUACCCGGUGUGGACAACCCCUGAAUUGCCAACAUGGGAGCGUAACGGGGUUGUGCUGAUUGGAGACGCGGCGCACACCUUACCCCCGACUUCAGGUCAGGGAACAUCGCAGGCACUGGAGGAUGUAGAGUGUUUCUCGAUGUUCUUGGCCUAUUAUUUGAGCCAAGGAUACGACCUUAAAUCUCCAACGGAGACGGAGGCGUUGGCGGAAAAGGCUGCUAUUUCGCAGACUUCGAAAAAAUAUAUGGAAAUCCGCCAGCCGCGGGUUAAGGAUAUUCUCAACAAGGCGAAACGGAUGGAGAAUAAGAAGAGAAACUUGACUAUUUUUGAAGAAUGGAUCUUGUACAUAGUACUUUUUAUCGUUGGCUGCAUGCCAACUCUACCUUGGUCGAAAAACUUGUUUGCUUAUGACGUUGCGGAAGAUGUGAACCGUGUCAUCCAGUCAGAGAAACAAAAGAAGCCGGAAAAAGGCAAGAUGUAGGACUAUCCAUGGAUAUUCAGCGCUUCUCGUGGAUUAGAUCAGCACCACCACCGUAAUUUUAUCUUUAAUGCUCCUCCCUGUUUCCCUUCUCUGAUCUAUCCAUUAUUUGACCCUUCUCCACUCACAUACAUCGUCAAAUGUCCUAGCACAUCUCUAUUUAAUUACAUUAUACCCUUUUGAAUUUUUCUAAUUUCAUUUUGAACACCCCCUAUCCUGCACUUUUUGAAAAAUCAAAAAUGUACUUGCAAGUAGCAAUCCAAAUGGUAAAAAUGAAUAUUCACGAUGCUCCACCUCUCUCUCUCUCACAAUGUGCAAAAGAAAACAAUAACAAGAAUGAAAAUACCUCUGAUACCCGUUAUUUCCCGCUGUAGUCAAUUACACUACAUAGCAUAAAACCAUCGACCUGCAAUCCUCGACGAAAACCAUAUACAUCACAUCCCGCGACAUGGGAAUGAGGCAAUCAUUGAACAAGAAAUCAGAAUGAAAAGAAAAGCAAAGCAAAGCAAUGAAAACAUUCAUUGUACCAUCUCUUUCUCUCUGGUCAGAUCAUACAUCUACAUAAACAGACCAAGUAAAACAUCACAACAUUCAUCAGCAUUUCUCAUUAAAACAAAGAAAAUCAUAAAACAUAAACAAGGGCAUAAAGAUAAACAUAGAAAUAAUAUAUAAGGGGAAAUGAAAAUGAGAAAAGAAACGAUGAAAACUCCCAACAGGAUCCACCUCCCUGCCAUCUACAUCCACUCCAUUUCCCCAUCCACACAGCAGCUCUGUAAAAAAGAAAAAGAAAAG
Molecule: messenger RNA, 9952 nt
Organism: Blastomyces gilchristii SLH14081
Lineage: Eukaryota; Fungi; Ascomycota; Eurotiomycetes; Onygenales; Ajellomycetaceae
Product: extracellular salicylate hydroxylase/monooxygenase
Exons: 5
Coding region: 7742-9163 (473 amino acids)
Molecular function (GO): monooxygenase activity; FAD binding
Source: RefSeq, a predicted model, not a curated record